UUUUUUUGUUUUGUUUUUUUCAUCGCAGCUAAACGUCAAACGAUCCACUUCGAAGGCAGCUACUUUUGUAAACAAACGUGUACGCUCUCGUUCGCGCACGUGCCGCAGAAAGGGCACGAGUGAGCGCGAGGCAAGACCACUGGCGCGUUGUCCCGUGUGCUGAAGGUUUCUUUUCUUAUUUGUUGUUGUUGUUGUUGCUGCUGCGUGUAGCUACUGCGAACGUACGAAUUUUCGUAGCGCUGCUGCUGAUGAAGCUUCAGUUGGUUCGAGACUCGCGAGAUUAGCCCAAGUGUGCGUACUUCCUCGCUGGUGGUGUGGUGGUCAAGGCGUCAUCGCUUCAAAACCCGCUUCAACGCACUCCAGUGCCGGUUCUUACCAAAAAGGAGUAACAAAAACAGCAGCAUCUACAAACAGCUGGUGGUGCACACGCGGCGAGAAACGACGCGGGAACAGAACCCACGCCUGCGAGAGAGCCGAACAGACGGAGAGAGUUUGAGCGAGAAAAGUUAUCAGUGUUUUGCAGAGGGCAAACCCUUGAAGGCGAGGGGCGGCAUUACACCAGCGCUGAUUCGCAGCACUGUAUCGCUCUCGCGGCAACCUUUCCGGAAGGAAUCGAGAGACCGCGAUCCGUUCGUACGUCUGUGUGUGUUUGUGUUUGCUCGGUGUGACCGCGAACGGGGUGGUGUAACUAAAGGGAGGGAGAGGUGAAGCUAACGCGCGCGCACACACAUACACACCGCAGCCAUGGCGCUCAGUCAUAUGCUAACGCUCUGCCAGCGGAGUGCCGCCGUAAGCUCUCGAGGCCUGCUAUUGCGCCCGGGCAGUGUGCACGUACGACUAGCGGCCGCCCCAGUGCCAGAGCAGCAGCAGCACGGUCCAGCAGCAGCAGCAGUAGCAGCAGAGUCGCCAAUCAACCAGCAGCAGAGCCGCACGUUCCUCACGAUGGCGUGCGUACAGCAGCAGCAGCGAUGCGUGUCCGUCGACAACAUCAACCCGGCAAUCAAAAGCAUGGAGUACGCGGUCCGCGGCCCGCUGGUCAUCCGCGCCGGUGUCAUCGAGAAGGAGCUCGAGGAGGGUGCGAAAAAACCCUUCAAGGAAGUGAUCCGCGCCAACAUUGGCGAUUGCCAUGCGAUGGGCCAGCCGCCGAUUACCUUCAUUCGACAGGUGCUGGGGCUCGUGUCGUACCCGCCGCUGUUUAACGACCCGUCGAUCCCGACGGACGCGAAGCAGCGCGCCCGCGCCAUCCUCGACGGCUGCAAGGGCGGCUCGGUCGGCUCGUACUCGGACUCGGCCGGCAUCGAGGUGAUCCGGCGGCAUGCGGCCGAGUACAUUCAGCGGCGCGACGGCGGCAUCCCGGCCGACUGGCAAAACAUCAUCCUGUCCGCCGGCGCGUCCGGCGGCAUCAAGGUGCUGAUGGCGCUGCUGCGCUGCCCGAUCGACGGCAAGAAGCCGGGCGUGAUGAUACCGAUCCCGCAGUACCCGCUGUACUCCGCGACGAUCGCCGAGUUCGACAUGGAGCAGAUCGGCUACUACCUGGACGAGGCGAACAAGUGGGGCCUGGACAUUGCCGAGCUGGAGCGGUCGCUGAAGGAGGCGCGCAAGACGUCGGCACCGCGCAUCCUCGUCGUGAUCAACCCGGGCAACCCGACCGGCCAGGUGCUGUCCCGGUCGAACAUCGAGGACAUCAUCAAGUUUGCGCAGCGCGAGCGGUUGGUGCUGUUCGCGGACGAGGUGUACCAGGACAACGUGUACGAGAGCGGCUCGCAGUUCCACUCGUUCAAGAAGGUGAUGAUGGAGAUGGGCGAACCGUACAGCAAGAUGGAGCUGUGCAGCUUCAUGUCCUGCUCGAAGGGGUACAUGGGCGAGUGCGGCAUCCGGGGCGGGUACGCCGAGAUCGUCAACCUCUGCCCAGACGUGCGCACGAUGCUACUGAAGUGCAUUUCCGCCCAGCUCUGCCCGACCACGGCCGGCCAGGCCGUGCUGGACUGUGUGGUCAAUCCGCCGCGCAAGGGCGAACCGUCCUACGAGCAGUUCGAGAAGGAGAAGGCGUCCGUGCUGGAGUCGCUGCGCGAGCGCGCCGAGCUGGUCGCGCGCACGUUCAACUCGAUCGAGGGCUUCUCGUGCAACCCGGUGCAGGGGGCGAUGUACGCAUUCCCGCAGAUCCGGCUGCCGGCGAAGGCGCUCGAGGCGGCCAAGAAGGAUGGCAAGCCGGCGGACACAUUCUACGCAUUCCAGCUGCUCGAGGAGACAGGUAUCUGCAUCGUGCCCGGUUCCGGCUUCGGGCAGCGCCCCGGUACCUACCAUUUCCGCACCACCAUCCUGCCCCAGCCGGAAAAGCUGAAGGAAAUGCUCGGCCUGUUCAAGUCCUUCCACGAGAAGUUCCUGCAGAAGUACAAGUAAGCUGUAUGAGCGCGAGCGCCAAGCGGAUUGUGAGAAGGCGGGAAGGAAGCAGAUCACAAUAUUUAGUAGGUAGGAGAAGGAGAGCGAGAAGAGCGAUCGUGCAGGACCGGCACACAUCACACACACACACAGCCACACAUUGGUCGCUAAGCAGCAUCGCGGAAGAAUUGGGCAAACAUAUCGUGCCGGCAGCGAUUGAGCAGAGAUCGAUCGAGCGAGUAGGCAGUAAAAUGGAGACCGCUUAUGUGUAGACGAAGCAAUUUAAUUGCAAUUUCUUCAAGAAAAAUAACGGCAUUGGGGUGCAAUGCAAAUAAAGGGUAAACCUUUACAGCCGUAGGUGAUAGAGCGAACAGUGGAUGCAACACCAGCACCCAGGCAAAACGGAUUUCACGCAGCGAUAAAGAAAUGAUCUUACACGAAACAACAAAAA
Molecule: messenger RNA, 2830 nt
Organism: Anopheles gambiae (African malaria mosquito)
Lineage: Eukaryota; Metazoa; Arthropoda; Insecta; Diptera; Culicidae
Product: alanine aminotransferase 1
Exons: 5
Coding region: 745-2400 (551 amino acids)
Biological process (GO): biosynthetic process
Molecular function (GO): L-alanine:2-oxoglutarate transaminase activity; pyridoxal phosphate binding
Source: RefSeq, a predicted model, not a curated record